Molecule: messenger RNA, 516 nt
Organism: Coffea eugenioides
Lineage: Eukaryota; Viridiplantae; Streptophyta; Magnoliopsida; Gentianales; Rubiaceae
Product: probable E3 ubiquitin-protein ligase LUL4
Exons: 1
Coding region: 1-516 (171 amino acids)
Source: RefSeq, a predicted model, not a curated record
AUGGACGGUCAAUAUAGGCCCAACAGACUGUGGAAGACUAUGAUACAAAGGCUAAGAUUCAAAAUGGUGGCCUGUUGUGGAUCCUCAAUCAAUCUAAUGGUCUCUGACAGUACAGUUUGUGAAGAAGAAGCAGCCCUUGCCCAUGAGUCACACGAAACCGAGGAGGAACUACAGCCCAUGAUGGCUAAUGUGGGCCGUAACAUAGAGGCCAGGGGUAUAAGUUUGGCCACGUUAUUAGCUGCCGAGCGUCAAUUGCGUAAAGUGGGUCCCAGAAAACAUAAGAAGCCGUUGAUGCGAUUAUUCGAAGAAAUUGACGGCGUGGAUUCAAAGAAGGGCAAGUGGUAUAAAGGAGGGAAUGAUAACUUGUGUUGCGUGUGCAUGGUGAGGAAUAGAGGUGCAGCUUUUAUACCCUGCGGGCACACCUACUGUAGAGAAUGCUCGAGAGCGCUGUGGCUCAAACGUGUGCCGUGUCCACUUUGCAACCAUCCGAUCAAUCAAAUCCUUGAUAUCUUCUAA